AGGCGAGAGAGAAAUCCAUAGCAUACCAAGGGUAAAACUUAAGAGACGACAGAGGAUAUAUAAGCAAAGAGAGAAAAAAAUGUUUUUUCUCAAUUACUAAGUAGUUUUUUUAAAGACAUUAUCCAAAACUUAGAAGAAGUGGCGUCUGCCCGAAAUGAUGGCUGAGUAGCUUUCACCGCAAGCAGUUUUUACCCAGAUUAUUCGUCUUUUCCAACGAUUCUUUGGACACGAGAAAAUGUAUCGGUCCACUAAAGGAGCAUCAAAGGCUCGGAGGGAUCAAAUCAACGCAGAAAUUCGCAACCUGAAAGAUCUUCUGCCCAUCUCCGAUGCCGACAAAGCUCGUCUUUCCUAUCUUCACAUCAUGUCCCUAGCCUGCAUUUACACAAGAAAGUCCGUCUUUUUCUCUCAAGUGUCAGCAGGUCAUGACGUGAGCGGGAGCAUCCUGUCUUUGCCAGAACUCUCGGAUCUGCUACACACACUACCAGGGUUUCUCCUAGUGCUGACGAGUGAAGGAAAACUCCUGCAUCUAUCGGACAAUGUCGCAGAGCACCUUGGCCAUUCCAUGGUGGAUCUAGUGGCUCAAAGUGACAGCGUGUAUGAUAUUAUAGACCCAGCCGACCACUUCAUCAUGAGGGGUAACCUUGUGCCAAUCACCACUUCUGACACAGACCGUCUCUUUUGCUGCCGCUUCAGCACUUCGAAGUUUGUACGGCGGCAGGGAUCAGGGAACAAACUGAUGUUGGUUCGGGCACGCUGUCUGCCACCUCCAUACCACGCAUCCACCUACUGGACCUCCAAUCCAGUGUGGUUGUGUUUUUGCUCCCCACUGGAGUCCAGCGUCCCCCAGGUUUCGUCAGCUAGGAAUCCUCUCCCCACCCCUCCUGCGGAGCAGUCUUUCCUCCUGGCCUGUUUCCAGUCUCAACACAGCCGGGACAUGAGAAUCCAUGCUGCUCAGGACAGUGUAUCUGUAUACCUUGGCUAUGACAUAGAGACUCUGCGCUCUCGCUCAUGGUACAGUCUGAUUCAUCCUCGUGAUCUGUCUCACGCCUCUGCACAACACUGCGCCCUGUUACAUGAAGGUGGAGAGAGGCAGGUGGAGAUGGUGGUCCAGGUUGAGGCAGCAGAUCACUCCUGGGUCUGGCUUUACAUUGUUCUUCAGCUGGAGACUGGAGAAUAUCCCAUCAACAGCCACAACUACGUCAUAAGUGAGUCUGAAGCCUGGUCGGUGCGUCAGCAGUUGUAUUCAGAACAGAACCAGCUGGCUCUCCUGUACCAGGAGGCACGCCAGAGCUCUGACCCCCUGUCCAGCCCAGACCAGGUCUUCACACCCAGCAGCAGUGGCCUGUCCUCCCAGUCCUUCGACUUCAGCUUCACCACUUCUGGCCGGAGCUCCUCGGAAGAGCUCCCUAGUAGCUCUGGCCCAACCAGCAUGGCACUCGACCCCCUUCAGGGCUUUUCUCAGGAUGAAGAGAGCCAUUCGCAACUGCAUGGCAGUCACCAGAUGUGGAGAUCAGCCAUGACCGUUUCUGCUGAACAUCUGAGCAGCAUUAAUAUCCCAAGUCUUUCUACAGUUCCGCAAACCCAUAUUGCCCCUCCACCCCUUCCUCCAUACAAAGCUCCUCCUAAGCGCCAAAACUCAGAGGAGUUUAUUUGCACACCUCCUUACACCCCAAGACUCGGAGGGGGGAGUUUUAUGUUUGGUGAUGAGACCUUCAAAUCAGACCAAAGCAAUGUAGUCAAAAUGAGGCAGUCUAUAACCUCAGCACCCCUUUCCGCAAGCAUCGGCCCCACUCAACACUGCCGCAAACGUCUAUAUGAAACACUACCACCUACUCCAGACAGCCCCGGCAGUGAUGAAUGCAUUCUCAUGGCGCUGCCGGAAAUCAGAGGACCUCUGUACAUAGACGUCCCUCAUUUCCCAUUCCACAGUCCACCCGAAGGCCUUUUAACCCCCGAGGCCUCACCCACCAAAAAGCCCUGUUUGAGUUUCUUCCCUCGUGAAGACGAUACCGAAAGAGAGCAAAGGGAGAUCUCACUCCUGGCUCAGUAUAUUAGCACUUUAGCUGAAGGCUUCUGUCACAGCCACCCACAAAACACAUUGGCUCCCCCUCAUCACGCAUCAUUUGAAGGCCCAAACUCCUCACUGGCUCACAUUGAUGUCUUUAUGUUUGAGGAGAAAGCAGUCGAUGGCAUCCCUUUUCCAAAUCUGCCAUCCACCUCCCCCACACCUCCCUCGCCUUACUCAUCAGAGCCAUCCUAUCCCCAGCACUCCCCGAGCCGCAGCUCCCCUGUCCACGCGCAGGAGGAGGCGAGGACUCUGUAUGGUGUACACCACCUCUGUAGCGUCCAGUCGACGCACCGUAAUCGUAUGGCCGGGGGUGGGCCGCAGGAAGCCGAGAGACCCGACGAGGAUGUGGAGAUGAUGUCCUCCCCAGGGUCCACCGCAGCUCCAUCACUUCCUGCCCUCACUCCUGCUCUGCCUUGUUCCCAGUCCCUCCUAGAGGAGCUGGUCACUAUGGAACCUGUGUUUGGGGCAGCCGCCCUGAUAAAUCCUGCCGAGAGGCAACAAGAUGAGUUGUAUCAACUCCCUCAUCAAGGCGGACAACAGAUCUUCUACCAAGGUGAGAAACUAUGGCACUUUUGUGAUUUUAGCUUUUCAGUAUAUCAAAGAUUUUGUGUCUAAACUGUACUUUUUCUCUCCUUUCCCACAGAUGGAACCAGUGAUCACAUGUUUUAACAUAAGUCUGUGACUUAAUCAAUGAAGUAUGGCAUAUUGUCAUCUUUUACUAAGCUAUAUUUCUGGGAUAAUGUGGUAGAGUCAAAUCUAAGUGUGUUUAAAAAUAUAUAUAUAUAUAUUUAUGUUUAUAUUUCAAUAUCAUGAAGUCACAUGAACAUGCAUCCUAUUCAUAUUGGACUGUCACUUUGGGGAAAAGUACUUAAAGUAACAAAGGCAAUUGCCACUUUGUAUUCACUUAUAGUGAAGACUGUGUUUUAAUGAAAAAAAUAUGUCUAUGAACCACAGCUGUAUCUUUCCAUCGUAGAGUUCUACGGUCAAGUCGAGGAUAUAUUUCUACCUACAAUACUCUCUUUCUAUUUGUUUUUCAUUGUUUCAGUGCAUGAAAACCAUUGCAGAUACUUCAUAAUAAACAAUAUUUCUUCAUG
Messenger RNA from Carassius gibelio (silver crucian carp), 3162 nucleotides. It is a transcript of the gene npas4b, whose product is annotated as neuronal PAS domain protein 4b. Gene Ontology annotation, biological process: regulation of transcription by RNA polymerase II. Gene Ontology annotation, molecular function: RNA polymerase II transcription regulatory region sequence-specific DNA binding; protein dimerization activity; DNA-binding transcription factor activity, RNA polymerase II-specific. Bases 236 to 2683 code for a protein of 815 amino acids. The transcript is spliced from 7 exons. The record is from RefSeq and is a predicted model, not a curated record. Lineage: Eukaryota; Metazoa; Chordata; Actinopteri; Cypriniformes; Cyprinidae.